Messenger RNA from Malaya genurostris, 920 nucleotides. Its product is annotated as 2-oxo-4-hydroxy-4-carboxy-5-ureidoimidazoline decarboxylase-like. Gene Ontology annotation, biological process: allantoin metabolic process. The record is from RefSeq and is a predicted model, not a curated record. The coding region runs from base 283 to 807 and encodes 174 amino acids. Lineage: Eukaryota; Metazoa; Arthropoda; Insecta; Diptera; Culicidae. Gene Ontology annotation, molecular function: carboxy-lyase activity. The transcript has 3 exons.
CGAAGCAUGAUAGUAACGAACAGUAAAUAUUUACGAAUUAAGAAACUGAUAAAGAGAAAUUGAAUGACCGAGUAACAUCAAACCAGCCAAACGAAAGUCAGUCAAGAGCAGAACGUCGAUCAAAAAGCAGGAGAACAGGUUAAUGCUGUCGGUGAUUGUUGUCCCUUGUGUGUCUUGUCAGGUUGAACGCUGAACUUUAGUUAUUCCGUUAUAUUGGAUCUUCGAUAAGUCGAAUUGCGUCGUUCCCUAGAAUAAGGAGUACCUAAAAACCAUCGCAUCAAAAUGCAAACAAAGCUAUCUUUAGAACAGCUGAAUGCUCUCACAUCAGCAGAAUUCCAUAAAGUUUUCGAGAACGUCGUAGAGUCUUGGCCGGAAGCUGCCAUUUUUUGCUCCGCUAUGACACCAUUCAAAAGCUUCGACUCGAUGAUUACAACUUUUGACAACUAUCUGCAUCGACUAAGCCGUGAGAAUAAAUUGCGUAUUCUAAGAAUUCAUCCCGAUUUAGCUGGCAAACUAUUCGUGGAAAAUAAACUUACCGCGGAUUCCAGCUAUGAACAUUGUUGCGUUGGAUUAGACAAAUUAUCACCGGACGACCAGAAUCAGCUGACUAUUAUGAAUAAGAGGUAUAAAGAUAAAUUCGGAUUUCCUUUCGUUAUAUGUGUACGUGAAGCAUCUAAGUUUGAAGCAAUACUUAAAGGCAUUACAGAGAGAAUAAACAACAGUCCAGAUAUGGAGCUUGAAAUCGGAAUUAAUGAAGUGAAAAAGAUCUGCAGAUUAAGAAUCCUACAGUUGGUUAACAAUUUAUGAUCGAGCGAGCACUAUUUAUGAUAUUGAUUAAUCUGACAAGGCAUCGUUUGUACAAAAAUUUAACUAUUCAAUUAAAUAAAUGGGCAUCCAACGCAACUUACUGCGAAAAAGUA